Molecule: messenger RNA, 1072 nt
Organism: Vigna unguiculata (cowpea)
Lineage: Eukaryota; Viridiplantae; Streptophyta; Magnoliopsida; Fabales; Fabaceae
Product: RNA-binding (RRM/RBD/RNP motifs) family protein
Biological process (GO): chloroplast rRNA processing
Cellular component (GO): chloroplast thylakoid membrane
Molecular function (GO): mRNA binding
Source: RefSeq, a predicted model, not a curated record
AUGUCAUUAUUUGCAUUCCUGUCUGUAUUAUGUGAUGGUUUUGUGGAUGAAGAAGAUAACGAAAGGCUUGGAAAAUCGUGUGAAGUGUACGUGUGCAACCUCCCCAGAAGCUGUGAUGCAGCAUACUUGCUUGACUUGUUCAGGCCAUAUGGGACCAUUCUAUCUGUUGAGGUUUGCCGAAAUGAUGAGACUAAUGAAAGUAAGGGGUGUGGUUACGUGACACUGGGAUCUGUAUAUUCAGCAAGAAAUGCAGUUGCUACAUUGGAUGGAUCAGAUGUUGGUGGGCGCGAAAUGAGGGUUAGAUUUUCAAUUGAGGUGAAUUCUAAAAGAAGGGGUUUUAAUAAAGUGAACUCUUCCACCAAGAGAAUCUUAUACUAUGAAUCUUCUCAUAAGUUGUAUGUUGGCAAUCUUCCUAAGACAAUGAGACCUGAACAAGUGAGAGAUCACUUUAGCAGAUUUGGAAAUAUAGUUGGUGCUAGAGUUAUGCUUGAUUUUAAACAAGGGAAAAGUCGAGCCUAUGCCUUUCUCUCCUUUCAAUCUCAGGCGGAACGUGAUGCAGCAAUGUCUCUCAAUGGAACAGAAUUUUAUGGUCGAACACUAAUAGUUAAAGAGGGUGUUGAGAGGACAGAGCCUUUAACUGAAGCUUCAGUGUCUGCAUAACAAUGGCAGCAAUUUUGGUUUUUCUCAAGGAGGAAGAUUUCUGGUGUGUAUAGCUGAGGCAUAUUUGCGAGGCUUCUACACUAGAAAAUGUUAGGUCAGAGAAGAGGUGAGGUGACCCUGUCACUGCGGCAGUUCAGCAAAAAUAUGGGUGAAUUCUAUUCUAUUUUUCUUGUAUUUCAAAUUGCAAUGAGUAAUAUGAAAGUGUUGUUGUUGAGUCAAAUUGAUCUUUGAAUUUAACGAUGGGGUGAAAUAGUGCUACUAUUGGUAGUACAAAUAUUGCAGAGCAUUGUGAAGUAGAACAUGAAUAACCUCAUUCAGAGUAAAGCUGGUACAUCAAGAACAGGUGCCUUAUUAUAGGUCACAGUAGCAUGUGUAAGUGUGUUUAGAAAUGGGACUGUUUUUAAUCUUGAAA